Molecule: messenger RNA, 2095 nt
Organism: Bemisia tabaci
Lineage: Eukaryota; Metazoa; Arthropoda; Insecta; Hemiptera; Aleyrodidae
Molecular function (GO): N-acetyltransferase activity
Source: RefSeq, a predicted model, not a curated record
CUCGAUACAUAUUAGGAGAAAAAAAUAUCACUGCAACGAUAACACCUCUCUAAUUUAUCUAUGUUAUGGCAGAUUACCUACGUUCCGCACUAGCUCUUGAAGAUGUGCUAAAUUGUAGCUAUUCACGCAGUGCAUUUUAUCCUCGAGCGAAAGUAAUUUGUUUGAAGCUCAUAAGUUAACAGGGCCACGUUAAUAUUUCAAGUAUAGUGUUGUGCGUAUAAACAAUACAGAUAUUUAAAAUCAAGUUUUGGAUACUUCGACUGAAUAAUUCACUAGCGGUAAACUUGUUUGUUUCGAAACAUGUGUGCUCAUUGGAUCCCAUUAAGUGUUGAACGUGAAAGUUAUCAGUAAUCAAGGUACCAUAUACAUUAACCAAGUAAAUACUCAAGACUCCACCUGCGACUAAGUGGAAAGGACGAGAGUAGGAAACGAUGGCGCUUAUUAAGCGAGUACACCAAAAACCCACUGACGGCCGUCCUCCAAUCACGUAUCGUAUUCAAGUGGUCGAUGAACCUUUCUUCAAGGAGGCUGCCAAUUUCAUGAUCGAGAAUUUUCUUCCAACGGAAAAUAUAUGCUCAUCAAUCGGUUUGUUAUCGGAAAACGGAGGUAUUGAAACGGCGCGUGUUUUUUGGGAGAAGCAAGUAGCUAAAGGGAUUUCCUUGGCUGCAUUUCUAGAGGACAAAGAUGGGGGCAGAGGAAAAAUGAUCAGCUGUAACGUUUUGGAAGUAGAGAGAAAAAAUCAAGAGGAUGAGUCCAUGAAGACGAUCGAGCUUUCGGACAAAUGGAAGAAGAUAUUCCAGACGAUGGCAGACACAGAGGCAAAAGCUGAUGUCUACGCGUUGUACAACUGCGAGGCGUUCGUGCACGCUUACGGCUUGUCGGUGAUGGCCGACUUCGAAAGACGAGGCAUCGGAGCCGAGAUGCUGAUUGCGAGGGCGGAGAUCUGCAAACAGUUGGACACUCCGGUCAGCGCUACCGUCUUCACCGGGAGCGCAUCGCAGAGACUCGCCGAGAGGUGCGGCUACGAGACCAUCGCCGAAUUGGAUAUCACGACUUACCGCAUCGACGGACAGAUCGUCUACCCCAAACCCAAAUGGCCGGUCAUCAAGUGGAUGGCAAAACGCUAUUUUUAAGCAUGGAAAGUAACCCACCUCGCACUGUUAAGAAAAAGAUCAUUCAUUACAUGGGAAUGUAGAAAAGGAAUGUAAAAUGAGGGGUUUGGAGGACAAGGCGGAUAAGUGCAGUUUUUGAAAAAAUUGAGAUAUUAUUGAUUUCAAGUAAAACUAGUAGUCUUAAUGCAUAUUCUGUGAAAAAUUUGCUGCUCAACUCUCGAAUGUUCAUACGGCGCGGCGUUCCUCCUUAGCACGGUAGUGUAACAUUCGUGCGUAAUUUUGCAGCUGUUGACUCCAACGAGAGAAAUCUUUCGUGGAGCACAAAUACAAGACACUAUCAUUUAAAAUCACAUAAAUCACGGAAAGAUAUGCAUCACUUCCUUUCAAUAUAAAACAUUCAUCGGAGGAAAUUUGGCAACUCUUGAAUGUUCAUACAACGUUUUUUCUUAGCACAGCAGCUCACAGGCCCAAGUUAAGGUUAAAACGUCAAUGGGUGGCUCAUAUUGAAAAUCUCUCAAGAGGCUCAAAAGUAAUACAGUGUCACAUUCGUUUAAAAGCUCUUGACUAGAUUAUGUCUGAUUAUACAUAAACACUUUUCGGACGGGUAAGAUAAGAUUUUCCGAGCCGGCCUUGAUUGACUCUUGACAAAUUCUAGCUAGAGAACUCACAUUUCAACGAAAGAGCCACCAUCACCCAUGCAGUUAAGCUCGUUCUCACUCAGCCGAGAGACUCUAAGUACUUGCAGGAUUUGUUAUUUCAUCCACGGUCCUUAUCGAGGAGGAAUUCCUAUUCUGAUAAUUCUUUCGAGGUAAAUUCAUUCUUUCCACAUCUAUCGCAUCGAUAGAAGCAAACUAAUUUAAUAGGUAUAAUUUGACAUUGUUGCAAAUAGCAAGGUAUAAAUUACAUAUGAAAAUGAAUAAAAUAAUAUAUGAUAAUCUAUGAUGUUUAAUUAACUUUUUUCAAUAUAUUUAAUAUGCAAGUAA